Molecule: messenger RNA, 10502 nt
Organism: Aspergillus piperis CBS 112811
Lineage: Eukaryota; Fungi; Ascomycota; Eurotiomycetes; Eurotiales; Aspergillaceae
Exons: 11
Coding region: 1-10482 (3493 amino acids)
Biological process (GO): fatty acid biosynthetic process; secondary metabolite biosynthetic process
Molecular function (GO): 3-oxoacyl-[acyl-carrier-protein] synthase activity; fatty acid synthase activity; phosphopantetheine binding
Source: RefSeq, a predicted model, not a curated record
AUGAAUUACACUACAGAGCCCAUUGCCAUUGUUGGUAGCGCCUGCCGGUUUCCCGGAGGCUGUGAUACCCCGUCCAAGCUCUGGGAGAUGUUAAAGCAACAGCGUGAUGUCCUGAAGAAGAUCCCCAAAGACCGCUUUAACACUGACUCAUUCUAUCAUCCCGAGCCAACACACCAUGGCACCUCUAAUGCCCAAUUCUCAUACCUACUGGACCAAGAUAUUGGCGAGUUCGAUGCAAACUUCUUCAAUAUUCUCCCCAAGGAAGCCGAAUGCAUUGAUCCUCAACAAAGACUUCUCAUGGAGACAGUCUACGAUGGCAUAUCUGCCGCUGGCCUGCCCAUCGAGAAGUUGCGCGGGUCUGACACGGCUGUGUACGUGGGUCAGAUGUGCGAUGACUGGUCUGGUAUCUUCCAAUGUCAGCUCGAUGAAUCACCCCCAUACAUCGCUACAGGCUCUUCGCGAAGUAUUGUGGCAAACCGUAUCUCAUACUUUUUCGACUGGCAUGGCCCAUGCAUGAAUAUUGAUACGGCAUGCUCAUCAAGUCUCGUGGCCAUCCAUGAGGCGGCUCAAACCCUGCGGAGUGGCCAGUCAUCAGUAGCCGUGGCAGCAGGUGUUAAUUUGUUGAUCCAUCCAAUGUGCUAUAUCUCUGAAAGUAACCUCCGCAUGUUGUCCUCUUCAGGACGAUGCCGUAUGUGGGAUUCCUCCGGGGAUGGAUACGGCCGUGGGGAGGGAGUUGCAUGUGUAGUGCUCAAGACCCUGAGCCAGGCCCAGCGAGAAAAUGAUCAUAUUGAAUGCAUCAUCCGCGAAACUGGCAUUAAUCAGGACGGACGAACAUCCGGGAUUACCAUGCCCAGCAAUAUUGCCCAGACACAGCUUAUUCAAGACACAUACCGCCGCGCAGGGCUUGAUGUACACAACCCCCUGGAUCAGCCGCAGUUUUUCCAUGCCCAUGGCACGGGAACCAAGGCGGGUGACCCCCAAGAAGCAACGGCAAUCUAUCGAGCCUUCUUUACCAAAGAGACGGAGCCCGAGCAGAAGCUGUUGGUGGGCUCAAUCAAGACACACAUUGGUCAUACGGAAGGCACGGCGGGACUUGCCAGUGUCAUCGGCACUUCACUAGCCUUGCAGCAUGGAGAGAUCCCCCCAAAUAUGCAUUUUGAUGAGCUAAAUCCUGAUAUAUCACCAUUUUACGGCGCCUUCGAAGUCCCAACCUCCGUGAAGGAAUGGCCACCCCUGAAACCUGGCCAGGUUCGCCGAGCGAGUGUCAAUAGUUUCGGAUUCGGUGGUACCAAUGCCCAUGCAAUAAUGGAGUCUUACACUCCGCCCGAAGCAAUGGAGCCCGAGUCGUCUCGAUGUUCAACAUUAUACACACCCUUGCUCUUCUCCGCCAACUCUGUGACCGCUCUCAGAGAAAUGAUCUCCCGGCAUCUUGAAUACCUGGUUGACAGGCCCGAAACCAGCCUUCGUGAUCUUGCAUGGACGCUGCAGCAUCAUCGCUCAACCUUUGCUUAUAAGAUGGCCAUAAGCGGGUCAGACUAUGAGAACAUCAUAGCCCAGAUGAAUAGUGCCUUAUCCACCGAAUCUUCUGACUUUUCCAAUCGGCUUAGCCAACCUUCGGAGCCUCGAAUCCUAGCGGUUUUCACUGGUCAAGGUGCCCAGUGGCCACGGAUGGGUGCUCACCUGCUGGAGUCGUCGAGCUUCGUACGCGAUAAAAUUGCCUUCUUAGAUGAAUGCCUGGCCACUCUCCCAGAGGACGAUCGACCGGAUUGGACGCUUCAUGAUCAGAUUUUGGCUGUAGGGAAAUCAUCAAGAGUGACAGAAGCGGCCAUAUCCCAGCCUCUGUGUACCGCUGUCCAGGUCGUUCUGGUCGAUCUCCUUCAAGCAGCAGGUAUUAAACUCCAUGCAGUCGUCGGGCACUCUUCGGGUGAGAUUGGUGCAGCGUAUGCAGCUGGACUCCUGUCUACCUGCGAUGCCAUCCGAGUGGCAUAUCUCCGUGGUGUCUAUGCUAAGCUUGCAGCUUCCCCCAGUGGCGCAAAGGGGGGUAUGGCCGCUGUCGGUGCUUCGGCUGAAGAGGUACAAGAAAUUUUUGAUUCCGAGGAAUUCAGGGAGGAAAUCAAGGGCAAAAUAUCCAUUGCGGCGCUGAAUUCGGGAUCUAGCAUCACUCUUUCCGGAGAUGAAGAUGUUAUUCAGGCAGUGGUAGACAUCUUCUCCAAUCAGGGUAAAUUUGCUCGUCGCCUGCGGGUAGAUACAGCCUAUCAUUCGGCCCAUAUGCUACCUUGUGCAGACCCAUAUCUCAAGGCUAUGGAGCGCUGCGGUAUUGCAGUGCAGAAGCCUUUGGCAGACCGACCAAAGUGGUUCUCCAGUGUCUAUCAUGAUACUGCCAUGAACGGCAAUAACUUGACCCCUGAGUAUUGGGUUCACAACAUGGUGCAGCCUGUUCUCUUUUCGCCGGCUAUCAUCACUGCUGCCAAGGAGGCACAAUCAUUCAACUUGGGCAUUGAAGUAGGCCCUCACCCAGCUCUCAAAGGCCCCGCGUUAGAAUCUUUAGGCCAGGUGGACAUGCAGAUUCCAUAUACCGGAAUGCUUGGUCGCGCAAAAAAUGACAUAGACGAGCUUUCUGCCGGCUUAGGAUUUGUCUGGGCUCAGCUUGGCCCAGAUGUGGUAAACUUUGACGGGCUAGAGCGCGCUUUGGCCAGCGACAAGAGACCCAGAACCCUUCUGUCGGACCUUCCUGGCUACCCAUUUGAUCAUCAUAAUCGUUAUUGGUCUGAGUCUCGCACAUGGAGGGCCAACAGGCUAUCAGAUGCACGUCCCAAUCCACUAUUGGGAUCGUGCCUGGCUACCACGAGGAGCACUGGCAAGGCACAGUGGAAAAACAUCUUCAAGCCAACAACUAUACCAUGGCUACAGGGACAUCGAUUACAGAAUCAAUUGAUUCUGCCCGCGACGGCGUACAUUGUCAUAGCUCUAGAAGCUAUCUCAGCGGUGGCCGGGGAUGCUGCCAUAGCGCUGUUUCGUAUGACUGAUUUGGUGCUGAGACGGCCGAUUGUAUUCGAUGAUGAGAACUCCAGUAUGGAAUGUAUCUCCAGCCUACAGAUUUUGGAGUCCAACGAGUCACGAAUUAAAGCCAAUUUCACCGUCGAGUCCGCAAACCACGGAGAUUUGUCUUUACAGGUCAAUGUUGAAGGCUCCAUUGAAGUAGAACUAGGUACAUCAGUUCCUGAUAAGCUACCACUACUCGAGCAUGACCAGUACUACAAUAUGAAUGAGCAAAGCCCAGAAAGGUUUUAUUCUGAAGCCGAAGGCGUUACAUUGUCACCAUUUAGUCCCGCCCAAGCCCAGGAUGAUAACCAUAUGCUCAGCCAUAUCAAAUGGCUGCCUGCUUUUCCACAUGGCGCGAAACUUGGGGUUUCUCGCGAUUCCGUUGGUUUAAAUCCAUCAGUGACUGAAGAUGUGGAGCGAAUUUCUCUGUAUCAUCUACGUAAGUUAUGCGAAACAAUUGUUGAAGAGCACCGGAGCAGUGCGCUGCCACACCAUCAACAGCUUUUCAGGUGGGCAGACUCGGUUAUCAGUCGAGUCUCCGCAGACAGGCAUCCUUUUAUUGCCAAGGAAUGGCUCUCCGACUCAGAGCAGGUAAUCCAGCAAUUGAUCAGUCGCCACCAAGACUCCCUGGAAGCGAGACUGGUAGCGGAAAUUGGCCCGAGCCUUCCAAACAUCAUCCAAGAACAGGGUGAUCUUGCGAACUAUAUCUCUUUAAACGAGGAAGCGCCCACGAUAACACUGGCACAUAGGCGUCUAGCCAAUUUGGUCAAGCAGAUCAACCACCGUUACGCGCGCAUGCACAUUCUCGAAAUAGGGUCUGGAAGUGGUUCCAUGGCUGAGAUGAUCGUUUCUUCUUUGGGAACUUCCUUUUCCUCAUACACCUUUACCGAUGUUUCUGAUGACCUUUUCGAUGAAGCUGAGUUUCGCUUUCAUCGGUAUGCGGAACGCAUGAUCUUCAAAACCUUAGACAUUCAACAAGACCCCACUGCUCAAGGAUUUGCUGCCGGCAAAUAUGACCUGGUUCUCGUGGGCAGUAAUCUUCAGAUUGCUAAAGAUCAGGAGCGGAGCCUGUGUAAUAUUCGUCAGCUGUUGAAGCCCGGCGGAUAUCUUAUCAGUGCCAACCCAAUCACAGAUGACUCCUUGCGCCUCGGUCUCAUCAUGAGCGACUGUCCAGGAUGGUGGACCGCUGCUGACUCGGGCCGGCUGACAUUGGAGAGUUGGAAUAGUCUCCUGUGCAAAUGCCAGUUCUCUGGCAUUGACACUUGCAGCCCUAUCCACGACGUUCUCCAUGACAUACCAGUCUGGGCUGCUCAGGCGGAAGACGAGCGCGUGCAGGUGCUGCGGAACCCUCUGGCUGCAUCAGAAGUGCUUCCGAAAGAGAUGCCGCCUGUGGUCAUUAUCGGAGGAAGGUCUUUGGCCACCGUCCAAUUAGUAGAAAAGAUUGGUACUCUGCUGUCAACCAAGUUCCCGAAUGUGACUCAUCUUGGUUCUCUUGAGGCACUGAAUACCACUUUCCUCCCACCCAAAGCUACCGUUCUUAGUCUUGCCGACCUUGACGGUCCAGUGAUGAAGACCUGGACUGCCAAAAAGCUAGAGGCCAUGAAGACCCUUUGGAACCAGGCAGCGAGGGUAUUAUGGAUCACCAAUGGGGCUCGCUCCAAUGAGCCCUAUUCUACCAUGAUCGCCGGUAUCGCGCGAGUGAUUAGGAUGGAGAAGUUGGAAGUUAAUGUGCAGUUGCUAGAUGUGGCCUCUAUUGAUCCGAGCACUGCGAAAUCAGUAUGCGAGACGUUACUGAGGCACCACUGGCUUCUCACUUGGUCACCAGAUAACUCGACUGAAAAUCUUUUAUGGAGUCACGAAAACGAAAUGGCUCUGGAUAGCGAGCAUACGCUUAUACCGCGCCUAUACCCGAACGAACUGGAGAACCUGCGGUUGAACUCUGCCCGCCGGUCCAUUGUGCGGGAGGUCGACCCAGCAACGGCGGCUCUACGCCUGGCCAGCACAGAAAACUCGUAUCAAUUAGAAGAGAUUUCUUCCCUGCGAGCCCCCCUAAGAUUGCCAACGAUCCGAGUGGUCCAAUCCUUGCUGCAGUUCCUCAAGCUCGGCACGCAUGGGUCUUUCAUGCUAUGCAUUGGGACAAGGCAGGAUGACUCCCAAGCUACGGUUUUGGCGUUGACUCAGUCGUCUGAGAUUUUGACCCCAGUGGAGCCUUUUUUGGCGAUUGAGAUGCCCUCACUUGCGGUUGCACGCUUGGCCCUACUAACCAUCGCCGUUUACAUUGUUACCCAGCAGAUCUUGGCUAUGGUUCCUAAAGAUGGUACUCUGGUGGUCCAUGAACCAGAUUGCUUUCUCCAUGCCGCUCUUUUGGAUGCCGCGGAAAAGAGCCGAGUUGAUAUCUGGUUUACCACUUGCCAGCCGGGCCGUGACGCCAACUGGACCUACCUACACCCCGCGCUCCCCGCUCGCCUGGUCAAGGAGCAUCUUCCCAGUGAGGUCUCUGUCUUCGUUGACUUGGAGCCUCCCGGAGGACCGAGUGCCCGCGUGGCAGACGCAAUCAGAGAUUGUGUUCCCCCGCAUGGUGUGCAAGCCUCAAAAACUACCUUUUUCACUAACCGGUUGUACACCCGCUCGGGGGCUAACCUGACUGUCCUGGGCGAACUCCUGCGAGAUGCGUGGGAUUCUUCAUCCUCAUCUAGCUUGGCCCUUGAAGUGACCGAGUCCAUCCCCCUAGGGGAGGUUUCAUUCCAUAACCCGAUAGGAGAACCCAUUCAGUUAGUUGACUGGAAUGUUCCCUCGGUGCCGGUUCAUCUAAAGCGAAUUGACAAUGAGCCGAUUUUCCGCCGCGAUCGGACCUAUCUGAUGAUUGGCCUCGCUGGGGAGGUUGGACAGUCUCUUUGCCACUGGAUGGCUCAUAAGGGGGCUGGUUUUAUUAUCCUAGCGAGUCGUAACCCCAAGAUCGCUCCAGCUUUCCUUCGCAAAGCCGAAGAUCUCGGUGCCACUGUUCGACCGCUAUCAUUGGAUAUUACCAGUCGAACUUCUCUUCAACGCUGCCUCCGGGAUAUUAAGCGCAGCAUGCCCCCGAUAGCUGGUGUGGCUAACGGUGCCAUGAUCAUGGAAGACGUGCAGUUCGACCAUGUUGAAUUCGAGAGCAUGGAACGGGCAAUGAAACCGAAGGUCCUUGGAAGCAAACUCCUCGAUGACGCUUUCUAUGAAACUCCUCUAGAUUUCUUCAUCAUGUUCUCCUCUAUUUCGGGCGUCGUCGGUAACACGGGGCAAAGCACUUAUGCCGCGGCUAAUAUGUACAUGACUGGUCUAGCACUCAAUAGGCGUAAGCGUGGUGUUGCUGGCUCCGUUAUUGCCUACAGUGCCCUCAUGGGAUUGGGGUACAUCGAUCGCUCCGAUGAAACCAUGGGCGAUAUGUUCCGGUCCAUGGGUGUCUCCCUGAUGUCAGAAAUAGACUUUCGCUAUGCCUUUGCCGAGGCUAUCAAGGAGGGUCAGGCAAAGUGUCAUGACCGCGCCGAAUUGAUUACCGGUUGUGUGCCAAUGGUUUUGGCUGACGUGGUUCGCAACCGCUACAGGAGUGAUAUUCGUUUCAGCCAUAUCAACCUUGAGCGUGUUAAUGGUCGAGUGGGUGCCUCGGGAUCUAAAUCAUCUGUCAGAAGCCUGUUACAACAGGCUGCCUCUGUAGAGGAGGCCGAAAGAAUCGUGCUUGAUGCGUUUACCACACGACUAAAAACUCUGCUUCGAAUGUCCACUGAGCAGCCACUCGAUGUCAACAGCAGUCUAGUUGGGCAAGGAAUCGAUUCCUUGGUUGCCAUUGACAUUCGCGAAUGGUUUGGUCGCGAACUGGAGAUUGACAUGCCUAUCAUUAAGAUCCUUGGUGGAUCUUCUAUUGUCGCUUUGGUUAAGGGGUGCCUUCAUGGCAUCUCCGAGACUAUGGUCAACCUCAACAGCCCGUCUGAAGAGGGUCAUUCAGGGCCUGAGAAGCCAGGAGCACUUGCGGCUCUCACCCCUGGUGGGGAACCGAAGCCACCCGGUGCCGAGCCAGGCAUCAUUCGAUCAGACCGCAAGGACUCCAUAUCUUCUAGUUCCGACAGUGACAGUGUGGGCACAUCAUCCCAUUAUGGAACCAGUGACACUGAGCCCGAAGAGGAAAGCACAUGUGAACCUUUGAUUGAUAUGGAUCUGCGCCAGUCCACCAUCCAGUCGGCUACUGAGAAAGUCGUGCCAAUGUCUUUCGACCAGGCCCGUUUCUGGUUUAUGCAACAUGCUCUUCAAGAUCCUUCUGCUCUUAACAUGGGCCAUUGCUGGCACAUUGAAGGUUCUUUAGACCUGCCCCGACUCAGAAAGGCGGUCACCACGGUUGCAGACCGUCAUGAGGCAAUGCGCACGCGAUUUUUCUGGGGAGGAACAAACCAUGACAUUCCCAUGCAGGGAAUCCUUUCGCGGUCCAUCAUCCAACUUGAGACCAAGCGGAUUACCAACCAGGAGGAAGUUUACCGGGAGUUAGAUGCCAUGCGACACCAUGCCUAUGACCUCGGUGACUGGCAGCUUGUGAGAACUCGGCUUCUCACAUUGUCUAACAGACAGCACUAUUUGAUUAUUGGCAACCAUCCAAUCACCUUCGAUGGCAACAGUGCCUCGCUUUUGCUCGAUGAGAUGAAUCAAGCCUAUCUGGGGCAGAGUCUACCUGGACUUCCCAGAGAGUCUCAAUACUCUAUUAUGGCGGAAAAGCAGCUCCAGGACUACAACGAAGGACGUUUCCAGAAGCAUAUUGACUACUUCGAAAACAUUAUCAAUGGGAGCAACCCCCAACUUGAACUCUUUUCUUUUGCCAAAGUACCAGUCAGGCCAGUGCAGACUCAAUACCGCACUCAUCGAUCGGAUAUGCGCCUCUCGCCGAAGCAAGCUUCUUUCAUUGAACAGGUCUCACAGGAGAGCCAUUCAACUACAUCCGUCCUCUAUACUGCAGUCUUGGGCGCGCUUCUGUUCCGCCUAUUACCUAACACCCAGAGGGUAUUGAUUGGCUUUGAUGCCGACCGUAGCGACCUGGCCCUAGGGAGACCCAUGGGGUGCGCACUGAAUGCGUUGCCAGUCCGGUUAGACAGGCCAGGCAUCCAUACCAAACUUGGUCCAUAUCUUGAGACAGUGCGAAAUGCAAUAAGUGGCGUUCUAGAACAUUCCGCCGUGCCACUUGAUGUCCUGCUCAAUGAUCUCAAGCUGGACCGCUCGGCCAAUGUCCCACCUGUGUUCCAGGUGAUGAUAAAGCAUAGGGUUGAAAAGCACCAAGUUACAUGGUGCAAUGCUACCUGUAACCCUGAGAAAGUCUUGAACCCUGGCACCGGACUUGACCUUUACCUGGAUAUUACCGAAAGUCCUGAGGGUGACUCUGUGGUUGCGUUGGAGGUGCAACAAGGACUAUACAGCCAGGAGCAUGCUGAUCUUCUUAUUAGAUGCUUUGUUAACCUAAUAGACCAACUCACUACAGACCCAGGAGUACCUUUAGCCGCUGCUGAGCUGUGGUCACCCGACGAUAUCUCCCUGUCACUGGAAUCUGCUACAGGCCCUCUAGCACCUAUGCAAUGGCCACAGACUGUUGUUCAUAGGAUUGACCAAAUGAUCCAGCAAAAUGGGAACAGUCUUGCUGUCAAGGAUGGCAGUGGCAAGAGCUUGACCUACAACGACAUGGGCCGCCGCAUUGACUCGAUUAUCGCGGCUUUGCGCCAGGCUGGAACUCCGAAGGGUUCUGUUAUUGGUGUUAUGCAGGAGCCCGGUGUUGACUCGGUUUGCUCAAUGCUAGCUGUCUUCCGUGCUGGUGCGACCUACAUGCCACUCGAUGGUCGCGUCUCUAUUGAUCAGAUAGAGGGUGUACUUCAAGUCGCUAAACCGUUGUUGUUACUUGUUGACCGCUCUACGCUCAGUACGGCCAAGUCCCUGGCUCUCGCCAGGCCUAGGGUGUUGGAUAUCUCUUCGGUGGCCACGCGUAAGCACAUUCAGCGCACACCCAAUCUGGCGGAUGGCAACACGGCCGCGAUCAUCCUGUUCACGGGCAGCUCUACCUCUGAGGGCAAGGGAACGCUAAUCAAGCAUGCGAACAUGAUUCCCCAACUUGAAGCCUCUUCAAUGCAGUAUAACUUCUCUGAUGAGAGACCGCUGAUCGCCCUUCAGCACUCGAUCGAUUCCAUAGACCUGUCAAUCUCCCAAACUUUCGAUGCCCUGUGCAACGGAGGAAGCUUGGUCAUUCUGCCCGCAGAUAAGCGGGGAGAUGCCAUGGAAAUUGCUAAAACAAUCCAGGAGGAGAAUAUUAGUUACACGCUGGCGACCCCAUCAGAGUACCAGAGAUGGCUCAGUUUUGCGGCUGAACAACUUCGGGAGUGCCCCCACUGGACACUUGCUGCUAUGGCAGGUGAAGCAGUCCCUCUAAAGCUCUUGCAAGGUUUCCGUGCGCUAGACAGCCCAUCCCUCCAGCUUCUCAGCCUUUACCGUUCGGCUGGAACGUGUUUCGGUUCUACCUGGCAGGGUCUAAUUGAGUAUCACAAGUCAGACGUGGAGUUACCCCUCGCCUCAGGAUAUGCUUCACCCAACCAGGCGAUCUACAUCGUCGACGCCGAGCUGCGGCCUCUCCCGAUUGGUGUCCCAGGCGAGGUUCUCAUCGGCGGUGCCGGUAUUGCUGAUAGCUAUGGCAACAUGGAUACUGCAACAGAGAAGAGAUUUAUUGAGUCUCCCUUUUCUCACCUGAACAGCAACUUCACUGCAAACAAUUGGACGACCGUUUAUCGGACUGGAGAUUGUGGCUACUUGCGGAAGGACGGUGCCCUUGUCCUGGUCGGCCGUUCCAAUGGCGACACUCAGGUUAAUGUUCGCGGCUUUCAGGCUGACUUAGAAGAGAUCGGGAACGCUUUGAUUGAGGCUUCUGGAGGGCUGUUGACCAAUGCCGUGGUCACCUUGAGAGAACAGGAUGGGGACCAAUUCUUGGCUGCUCAUGUUGUCUUUUCCAAUCAGCUACCACAGAACAACUCCCAGAAAAUGCUGUUGGACAAUCUCCUGAUGCGUCUACCUGUGCCAGACUAUAUGGUUCCUUCGGCUAUAGUAGCCUUGGAUGAACUGCCAUUGGACGCUCACUCCAAAGUGGACCGAACUGCCAUCUGUCAGCUGCCUAUUGAUGAAUCUAACGUGGUGACCCCGACUAACCGAGAAAUGACAUCGAUGGAGGCCAGUCUUGCCGAGGUCUGGCAAGGGGUCCUUUCUGCCUCUGCCUCUCCGACCCUUACUCCCAGCUCUGACUUCUUUCAGGUUGGGGGUACCUCUCUGCUAAUUGUAAUUUUGCAGCGGGCAAUCAAGGAGCAAUACAAGGUUGCACUGCCAGUAACCGAGCUGGUGGCUACCAAGAGACUCGCUGAUAUGGCCCGUUUGAUCGAAGGGAAAGCAGUUUUUGCCUAGGCGUCUUUGGUGGGGGUGUA